This is a messenger RNA of Metarhizium brunneum ARSEF 3297, 1146 nucleotides long. RefSeq lists its product as uncharacterized. Lineage: Eukaryota; Fungi; Ascomycota; Sordariomycetes; Hypocreales; Clavicipitaceae. The record is from RefSeq and is a predicted model, not a curated record.
AUGAGCGAAACACCUUCACAACAAAGGACAACUCCGGCUCGUCGGAAAUAUGGCCGGCAGACCACAAAGUCGGCAGCCCAGAAGGCAUAUGCAUCUGAGAACGACAUCGCUGCGCUCGAAACACCACGGACUCAUGCGCCGAAAACACCAAACAAGAUGAACGAAACUUCUACUCCGGCCAGCGACUUUUACUCAUCGCAGCACCCGAAUAGCAAAAGCAGAGCGAGGAAUAGGACAAAAUCCAAAAAUGUUCCGCCGUCCCCCGACUCUACACAAUACGGUCGCCAAACGCCCCCGCAGCGAUCCGCCUCGAUCAAACCCGGCAUCAAUACCGCAUUUGCAGGUGCUACUUUCCAUGCAUCUCCCGCUCCAUCCGCUCUACCCAUUCCAAGCUUUCUCUCCAGGCCUUCAGGCGAAUCUCCCGUUGCACUGGGCAAGGCUGCGCUCCAAGAGCCAUCGCCACCCGCAACUGACGGAGACGUCCCCACGCCAUUUCGACCAUCAUCAGUACCCAAGAUGAAUGAGUCACCGCUAGACUUUAUGUUUCGCGCACAUAGAGAAGAAAAAGAGCGAAAUUUCCGAGAGAAUAUUCCAAAUGACUCUUCUAGACCUUCGGCGUCGCCGCAACCUUUGCAAUGGAGUGGCAUGGGAGGGCCCUCGAAACCGUCAAGUCUGCCGCAUCAACGGCGAACUUAUUUCCGGCAAGAAGCAGGUGGUAUAAAUUCUUCGGAAUUGGAUGGUACACCUGGCAGACCGCUUGGUCCGGCAUUCUCAACCCCAUACCAAGAACGAAUUAAAGCUGCUCGUUCUGCCUCAAACAGUAACACUUCUUUCACCAAAGGCCAGACCGCUGGUUACUUAAACGAGCCAGAAACAGUAGAAGAUUCGACGGAAGCAUUAAAGAAAUAUCUUUUUGGCAACAAGAGUUCUAUCACGGCUGGUCCAUUACGAACUACCACUGAAACCAAACCUGCACUCCACACCGUGCCUAGCGAGGGAACUUCGACGUCAACUGGGACUGAGUCAGGGACGAAGACUACUCGCGCUAGUAAUAUUACGGAGAUAGAAAAUGAUCUUCGGCGGAUUUUGAAGUUAGACAUGACCUCGGGGCCAGAUUCUGAGGGCCGUACUCUGUUUUCGAGAUGA